This is a messenger RNA of Pistacia vera, 1899 nucleotides long. RefSeq names its product transcription termination factor MTERF5, chloroplastic-like. Gene Ontology annotation, biological process: regulation of DNA-templated transcription. The record is from RefSeq and is a predicted model, not a curated record. NCBI's taxonomy places the organism in Eukaryota, Viridiplantae, Streptophyta, Magnoliopsida, Sapindales, Anacardiaceae. The coding region runs from base 314 to 1669 and encodes 451 amino acids. Gene Ontology annotation, molecular function: double-stranded DNA binding. The transcript is spliced from 5 exons.
CCCUACAUUUCGUAUAUUUUCUUUGACCUCCCCUCUCAAAACCCGAACCCUAUAGCAGUCGACUUAUCAAACAUUCAAACGAACUCUUCAAGAGCCACCAUGGAAAACCGCUUUCACUUUCUACUUCAAUCUUCCAAUUCACCGAUUCUUCCUAUUAAUCAAUUGAUUUAAAUGUAGAAAAAGGAGCCCCAAUAAGAGAAAAGAGAAAGUAAAUGAUAAUUGAAAAGAUAUUGAAGGUAGUGAAGAAGCGGAAAUAACGUCAUUGCUCUUCCUCAGAUAAGCUUCAAAAUCUUCUUGUUCCUUGUUUCUGAAAAUGCAGGCCCUUUGUGGAAGUCACUCUUCAGACAUUUCAUCUCUCUGUAGAGGAGCUUUCUACAUCAUAAGGACUCAACUUACUUCUCCCGAGAAACUCUUCUGUUGCUGGGCAAGCAGUUUUUCUAGUACUGAUUCCUGUGUACAUGGAUCAUUCAACUCAAGAGUAGAGCCUCCAAUGAAGUUAGCAGCUGAAAAGGAAGAGACCAAGUCUGUGUUCACUUUGUUCUUGAAGAAACAAGGUCUGAGCAAGGAAUUGGCUGCAAGAACCAUCACUAGAUCAGAUCUUUUCAUCAACCACUUAGUUUCAAGGAUUCAUGCAGCUCAUAGAUCUCGGUGUCUUGUAGUAAGAGAGCUCACAAAUCUGGAGGUCAGGGACACCCUCAUUCCUUACCUUGAAUCUCUGCUUGAAGAGCAUGGAAAUGCUUUGGUAAAUGUGGUGGAGAACUUUCCUGAUUCACUUGUCAAAGAAAAGCCAGCUGAGCCAGUUUCUCAAAACCAUUCCAACCUCAACUCCAAGAAGCCGAAAGUGGUCUCUCAAGUAAUUGACACAGGUCUAGCUGCAGAUCUGCACCCUCAACUUAUCUACCUCAUAGAGCUUGGCAUGGAUCAUGAGCAGAUCAAGGGAAUUAUUCGUAGAUAUCCAAAACUUGUCUACGACAGCUUGGAGAAGAAAAUCAAGCCGCUGGUUAAGUUUCUUCUUGAUCUUGGGGUACCUCAAUCAGGCAUUCUUAAAAUUAUCUGCAGCUGUCCUCAAUUAUGCGGACUUAGUCUAUUUGCAAAUGUAAUCCCCACCUUGACAUUCUUAGAAGGUGUGGGUGUAGACAAGAAACAGUGGGCAAAAGUUAUACAUCGUUACCCGUCACUUCUCACUUUUAGCAGGGAUAAGGUUCAGGCAAUUGUUGAUUUCCUCUAUGAGUUGGGCCUGUCAGCAGAAAGCAUUGGUAAGAUCUUAACUCGGCACCCGGUCUAUAUAGGCUACAGUGUGGAAGACAAGCUAAAGCCUAUGGCCAAGUUUUUCUUGGAGAGGGGAUUUAGUAUUGAAGAAGUGGGGAUAAUGGUUUCUAGAAGUCCUACUUUGUAUAAUAUUAGCUUCACCAAAAGCUUGAUACCAAAAUGGGAGUUUUUAAUGACCAUGGGUUACUCAAAAUUUGAGCUAGUUAAGUUCCCUCAGUAUUUUAGUUACAGUUUGGAAGAGAGGAUUAAACCGCGGUAUGCACUUGUAACAGAGUGCGGAGUGAAAAUGCGGCUGAACCUGAUGUUAUCACUGUCAGGCUGUGACUUUGAGAAAGCUUUAAAAAGGAAAAGGAAGAAAAUGCUUUCCAAUGAGGGUUCAAGUGGUACAGAUAGUAAGUAAUGAUCUUUAAUCAAGAACUAGACUUGAAUGGAAAAUCCCAGUGCUACAUUGUCUGAUCAAAACUGUAUAUCAAGUUUUACAGUACUUGGGCGUUGCUUUGCAUUUUUAUGAUAAAUUAAGGAAAUGGAUAGGAAAUUUUGCAUUCGGAGAGUCUGUGCGGAAAAUGGCGUUACCUUCUUUACCAAUUUUGGCGCUUCAUUACUGGUAGGAGGUAGGGUUGAUACCUAAAU